Messenger RNA from Syngnathoides biaculeatus (alligator pipefish), 2291 nucleotides. RefSeq names its product cortexin-1. Lineage: Eukaryota; Metazoa; Chordata; Actinopteri; Syngnathiformes; Syngnathidae. The record is from RefSeq and is a predicted model, not a curated record. Bases 555 to 830 code for a protein of 91 amino acids. The transcript has 2 exons.
GAGGAGGAGAUCUGGAUGGAGAUGGGGCGGAGCCCUCAAAGUGAAGACACUUAAAGCCCCAGACACAGCAGAGGAGGUGAAGGGAGGUUCAUGCGUGUGGCGUGAAUGAACCGGGAACUGAACGCCGUCGUGAUCCCACAUCGGCGAAUCUCCUCCGUGGUGACACAGGGAUCCAGUGGAGGGACUGUUGAAAUGAAGACACUCCGCAUCUGUGCAACAUAACAAAACAAUUCAAGCCACAGAAAUAUGUGCAUUUUUUUGUGUUUUUUUUCACUGCGUAUGUAUAAAAAGGGAAGCUGUGCAAAUUCCACGUAGACCUCUCCCGACCUGCCUCGACUUGCCGAUGAGCACAGCAGAAGGCUCGUUAGCUUGUGCUCCUAAUUACUCGGUGUCAUCCCGACUGGAAGAGUUUUCCCUCUUGUGGGACCAGCCUGAGUUUUGUGGGCCAUUUCAUGAUCUGACUUGGUAGACGCCAUGCACAAAACGCCACACAAUUUCUGAAUACAUUUUAGUAGAUCACUGGGUUUACCGUUCAAAAACAAGACAUUUAAAUAAUGAGCUACACCAACUACUGGGUCGUGGACUACGACCUCUCCUCUCCGGCGCCGCCCAGCUUGGCCAGGGGUCCCACGGUGCUGCAGCCUGUGGUGGGACACCCCGAGCAGGCCACGGCUUUGUGUUUCGUGGGCCUCCUGGUGCUCCUGCUCCUCUUCCUCCUGGUCCGCUGCGUGCGGAUCCUGCUGGACCCCUACAGCAGCAUGCCGGCGUCGUCGUGGACCGACCACAAGGAGGGUCUGGACAGGGGACAGUUUGAUUACGCGCUGGUGUGAGGACGUCAAUCGGUGCAGAUGAGACAAAUUGCAGCUCUUGUAUGUCAUCAUCAUUCGGGAGUCCGUUUUCUUCAGAAUAAGAAUCUUGAUCGGGGUUGUUGAGUGUACAAAGAGAAAUUUGUACAAGCCCCCUCACAAUCCUCAUGCGAGCUGCUUAUUUUGGAUAGAAAAGUCGAAAUGUAACAAUACCAAAUUCAUAUUUUAGCCAGAAAAAAUGUAGUUUUCCACGUUGCACUAUUAUGAGAUACAAGUCCAAGUUUAAUGAGGGAAGUGUCAUAUUUACCAUGUGGAUUUCAACUCUCCUGAUUUUUGUAGUUUUAUUGAGCAAAAAACAACGUUAUGUACAGCAGCAUUGUAAUAUUUUGGCUUUCUUUAUUUGAUUUUUGAACAAUGACAUGUUUUGUCAGGGUUUGUGAUCUUAAAAGAAUAUAUUUUUACAAAUGAUAUUACGAUACUAAAGAAAUCAUUUAACGAGGCAAUUUUAAAUUCCAAAAAUUGUCUUGUAUGAUGCAUUUUAUUUUGGAAAAAUGUACCUUUAUUUUCUAUUAAAAUGUUAACAAUAUAAUAAAAAAUAAUCAAAAUUUACUUUGCAAAAAUAGGAUUUUAAUCAUGUGUACUCAUCUUUUUUCUAAAUCAAUAAUAAUAGUAAUAAUUAAAAAAACACUGGUCCUAUCAGUCCCUAGGCAAUUUAAGCAAGUCAAAUGAAAAUAUGUCCAAUUUGCUCUUCUCUACAAUGUAUAAACUUGUACAGGUGAAGUUUCAACAUGAAGUGUUCAGGUGACGCUCAGGUAGAAUUCUAUUGACCAAAGGCUGCGCCAUUCAUGGGAUGUGUUUCUAUCUGUACUUUCUCCAAGUGUUGUUAUGAAAUGUACAGUUUAGGACGCUUGACAGUUGUCUGUGGUUUUGCUAGUCUCUUUAAGAGUCCUGAAAUGUUCAAAAUGGGUGCACAAUCUAACGAGAUCCAAUACAGGAGCUGUAUGGAAAAUUCAACCUUUGCAAAAAACAAUAACAAACAAGCAAAACCCCUGAACCAGCUCACUUGGAUUUUGUUAGGUUGUGCACAUAGACCUCGUGAAAUGUUCAGGUAAGCUAGCUUUCAAAGCAUGUAAGCCAGUCAUCCAAUCCUGUUGGUCCUGAGUCCUAAGUGAGUGCACCAGCCAAAUAUGUUCAACAGUGCCUGUGACCAUGUCUUGAUGCCACAACUAUUUUGUAGCCCUUUUUUUGUGUGUAAAAACUCUUCUGCCCUUGCCUAUGCAAUGUCAUUAUAAAAAAUGCUUUUUUUAAAUGUGUUUUUUUUUUUUGCAAUGGUGUUCCGUAUAUGGUGGAUAAACCCAGUUUAGUAAAAACAAAUAAAUAAAAACAAUGACGCUGUUUUUUUUCCCAAUUGAAAACACUCCAGCUACAAAUGUGACAAGAUUUUGACUCACUUUGGCCCUUUAGGUGCCUUAGUUGGUGACUUGC